AUGCCCAACGACCACGGCGUCAUCCGCAUCAUGCCGCCGUUGGAAACCUCGUCUGUCUGGUGGCUGAGCGACGAGUUCAGUCCCCCUCCACAAAACGACGGGCCAAGUUCUGACGUCGGCAUCGAGAUGCAGGACUCUGAAACCAAACCCGGCAAACGAAAGGCUCCUCCCGAUGAACACGUCCCUCCAGAGGAUGGGUUCCCACCGGAGGAAGUAAUUGGAGACUUUAAAUUGAAGCUUCCACAGGACCAGCGCUGCAGCAAUUGCAAGGGCAAAAGUAGAUCCUGCAUCGUCGCGACGCUGCAUAGCGCCAAGUGUCUCGGAGACCCUGAACAGGACGGUUCGUGGGCUCGGAAAGACCGCAAAGACGAAGAUGUGCCAUCCUGGUACCGACUCCUCGUCUCCAAAGAACGCAUCAAGGGAUGGUCGAAAUCCGAAGUUGAUAAACUCCCGGUUUUUACACUCUCACCCCCGAUUCAUUUGCCAACUGCCCCUACCGCCCCAGUCAGUCCGCCCAUCCUAUCACCUGUUCCGCCCAUCCCAUCGCCUGUUCCGCCCGAUUCGCCGGCGCCCCCUCGUGUUUCUCCCCCUCGUGCAUCGCCCCCCGGGCCUUCGGCUGAUAGUAACCUGCCGAGCGAGAGCAACAUCGGGCAAGAAUCUACGGACGAAGUCUCCAUUGACCAGGUGUCGGAUGAGGAGGCUCAUUCGGACCACUCCGGGCAGUCCCCUGGUCCCGGUCAGCGUGCGCGUGGGCACCGGCGCGGUCGUGGCCGUGGCCGUGGGCGCGGACGUGGGAAGGGUGUUAAGUCUGCCCAAGGUGGAACCCAGGUCCGUCACGGGAAGAACAAGGGGAAGUCGGUCGAUCGGGGAUCAGCGACUGGACCGGACGAAGUUGAAAGCAACGCGGCCACGGUCAAGUCGUCCACCGAACCAUCGCGCAAGAAACGCAGAGUGGCAGACGCCGGAUCCACUGCCCAGGCGAAGACGCACCUGAGGUCGCAAGGCGGUGAAGAGCUUGUGGAAGACAGCCCCGACCUGGUUGACGAGGACAAGUCGGACAUGGAGUGGAUGCAACGACGGGCCCCGCGACCACCUGCGGAUUCAUAUGAAAAUAUGUCCAAGGCGGUUGUGAAGCCCAACAACCCUUGGGAAGCAGGGCGACAGGCCCGUCAGGGAAGCACAGAGUCGAACAUCAAUGACGAGGACCAGACGAACAGGCAGGGGGACGCCACAAGACAAAACAGCCACAGUGUAGAUGACCAUGAGGGGGCCAUUGACGGGAGCGCAGGGGGCGUUGAUGAGAGCACUGUCCCUACCGGGCAAGAUUCUUCUGCACCUGAGGAAGACCGUGACGCCUACGGUCUUCGAUUAGGGAUAACGUACGGCCUGCGCGUGUCGAUGGACAUGAUCAGAUUGAUGAUCGAAUGCGGUAAAGAUGCUCCCGACGACCGCGAAGACAGAAGAAUCACUAUGUCUCGUAGUGAAAUGAGAGCCCUUCUCACGGAGCUUAAGGACUGUUCGGACAUUUUGACGACGAUCAUUGAAGGGGCCCCAAAUCCGAUAUCUAACAUAACUGCCGCUCAUCGUCACCUCAAGAACGCCGGGCAAGCCAUCGAUCGGCCCCUCAACAGAGCGAACAACUCAAUCGUAAACGCUGCCCCUCAGCCGUUGCCCUCUCCGGAGGACGUCUCAAGCACCGUUCGUGGGAUGCUCGACUCUGCGUUAUCGCAAUGGGAGGAAGGCGAAUUUCUGGAGUCAGUGAAGACCUCGAUGAAGAAUAUGAUCGAAAACGUGGUUCAGGAAGGUUUGAAUCCGAUAACCCUCAACGCCGCAGAGGACCUUGUGGCGGGAGCCCUUCGUUCGAUGCAAGAGCAGAUUUCCCAGAUGAAGGAAGAAGCCGCUGCUCAUCGAGAAGAACUCCUGGUCGAAACGAACAGACAUCUUCAGGAAGAGCUCGCCCGGGACAGGGCCGACCUCACCCGUUUCAUUCAGGACGCGCAUUCGAUAGCCAGCGACGUCCUUGUGACGUCAGGUCUGCUCCCAGAGGUCAAUGUUGGCGAAACGGAGGAAGCACGCCAACGGCUGCAUGAGGUCGACCCCGGGCUCGCUCAGGUCGGGCUGCCUUGGCGACAGGCAUACAGGGACGUCUCGCAGCAUAUUGGAGAUGGGCAGGCUAAGACUGCCACUUUGGCGUUUUUCUUCAACAAUCUGCGGUUGCGCAUCGAAGCCUUGGAGUCCAACUUGACCUCCUCUGGCUCGCCAAUGGGCUCGACUGAAGCCGCCGGGCCGAGUGCAUCGGGCUCUGGAGGAGACCGCCGCCCAGGGAACGUAGGAACCACGGCCAACCAACCUCUUGUUCGCCUGCCUGUUGCAUCGAAAACGGCAGGCCCUGCCCUGUCUGAAUUCACCUUCGAGAUGGGGAUCCAUGGGCGGCGCCCGGCCUCCCACGAUGGGAUCCAUAGAGCUGUGGAGGAGGGAGGGGCGGCAGGCCACAGUUCCCAAGGCGGGAAGAGUCGGAUGGCUCGGGGCGUGGGCAAGAGUCGGCGUGACAGCGAGGGCGAAGAUGAAGACGGCGACGAAGACGGCGACGAAGACGGCGACGAAGACGGCGACGAAGACAGCGACGAAGACGACGGCGGCGGCCAGGAAGACGGGGGCGACGGCGACGGCGAAGACGGGGGCAACAGCGACAGCGACGGCGACGGCGACGGCGACGGCGACACAGGCAGCUGGGCCAGCAACACCGGCCGCGCGAUUAGUCCAGCGCCCCCAUUGGCUGAAGGGCCGGCACAUACAGACCUGUGCAGCCGCAGCAGCCUCAGCAGCCUGACGGGCAGCUCCCGCUCGGCGCAGUUGGGGCUUAACCGGCAUGCGUCAGGCGACUCGAGCGAGGGCGAGAGCGAGAUCGACCCCCCCGCGUCGCCGCCGCCAACUUCCCCCGAGUCGACGCCGCAACCCCCCGCCCCCACGUCGCACCCAACAGCCUGGCCGUUGGAGAAAUACGAACAUGUGCCUGGAAAAGGCCGUGCCUUGAACGAUGAGAGACGGGAGGAAGAUCUCGCAGAGAUAUUUCCACCGAUCGAGCCGAAAAUACCUGACGGGUCGCUGCCCAUCGUGGAGGACAAACCCUUUGUGAUUACUGAUUCCGAAGAUUUUAUCCUGGUGUGGUCUCUGCCAGGGAUACUUUCUGAUGACAUUCAGGAGGACAUAAUCCAGGCACGCUCGGCCUACGGUGAAGCCGGCGGCCUCCACAUUUCGACCGAUGAAUCAGUCUGGCGCUGUGGCCCAAAGCUGUUCAACCUCGAUGCAAAGAAUUCCAAUCCGGGCAUCAAAUCUCACGCCGGGCAGCAGUUCUUGUCCCCUGCUGCCAUACCCCAAGGCACUUCGCAGCUUCGAAAAAACAUUGCCGAAACGAAGUCCUACUCAGAGAAUGGCACGUCCGCAUGGCUUCAAAGCAUGGCACGCGCUGGUGCUGUUUUCGAUGGGAUCAUGCGCGUCACCUGCCCGGCUCAGCAUCGCGCACUACGCGCCGAGCUAGAUGAACUUGCCAGACGCGAACCCGAGACCGCGGGCCUCUGGUGUUUCCCCACACAGGCAUGCCACCUCAUUUCCAAUCGGGAGACGAUAUUCCAUCGUGACACGGGGGAUGGCAGUCUCUUCUACGACAUGGUCGCCACUGUUGGUGACUAUGGAAGGGGGGCAUACAUGGGCUAUCAGUCUCUCGGUUUCGCGGCGCCAUACAACAGCGGCAACGCGCAAGUUUUCCUGGCCAAGCACCUCUCACAUGGCGUUCCCGAGGUCUCCGGUGAUCGGGUUUGCAUCGCGCUUUUCUGUCAGAGGGGAGUGUUGAAAGCAUGGGGCAUUGACCAAGCUGGCAAGGAAUAUUUUCCCCUUCGGGUAGAUGACUUCGUUGUUGCGUCCGGGUUGUAA
Molecule: messenger RNA, 3930 nt
Organism: Epithele typhae
Lineage: Eukaryota; Fungi; Basidiomycota; Agaricomycetes; Polyporales; Epitheliaceae
Exons: 14
Coding region: 1-3930 (1309 amino acids)
Source: RefSeq, a predicted model, not a curated record